Molecule: messenger RNA, 2222 nt
Organism: Pyrus x bretschneideri (Chinese white pear)
Lineage: Eukaryota; Viridiplantae; Streptophyta; Magnoliopsida; Rosales; Rosaceae
Product: ABC transporter B family member 29, chloroplastic
Exons: 10
Coding region: 97-2007 (636 amino acids)
Biological process (GO): transmembrane transport
Cellular component (GO): membrane
Molecular function (GO): ABC-type transporter activity; ATP hydrolysis activity; ATP binding
Source: RefSeq, a predicted model, not a curated record
CACAGUUAUUUCCGUGUCCCGAAAGUGAGUCUCAAGUUUGGAGCUGAACCUGAAGGCCAACGAACCACCUUCUUCUUCCUCAAAAAAUGCCCAAAAAUGUUUUUAAUUUCUCUGAAACCUCCUCCACCUCCGCCCCUCUUCCUCCACCUCCACCUCCACCUCAAACCCCAACACGUACUUUCCCCUCUCCCCAAACCCAAACUCCCACUCCUCAAAUCGCAUAAUUCCACAAAUGUUCCCUCCCUCCUCCCCACCACCCCACCAAACCCCACAAAGCGCCACCCUUUCUCUCAAACCCUCCACUCCAUCACCUCCCUCAAACCAUACAUUCUCUCCCACCGUCGCCCAAUCCUCCUCGGCUGGUUCUGCAGCCUCGUCUCCGUCUACUCCCUUUCGAAAACCGUCACCAAAAUGGGCAAAUUCUCAGCCUUUAUCGGAAAUUUGGACCCCGCCGCGUUGAGAAACGAGGGCUUGGCCGUGGGGGUCUUGGUGCUCGCCAGGCUUGUUGCCGUGUACUGGCAGCAGGCGUUUCUCUGGGACGCAGCGCUCAGCGCCGUUUACCGGGUUCGGGCUGAAGUGUUUGAAAGGUUUCUGGGGAGUGACUUGGGGUUUUUUGAAGGCUCAGGCGGUGUUUCGAGUGGAGACGUAGCUUAUAGGAUCACUGCUGAGGCGGCGGAUGUUGCUGACACUGUCUAUGCUCUUCUCAAUACCAUUGUACCCAGUGCUCUGCAGUUGUUAGCAAUGGCUGCGCAGAUGUUGUCUAUCAGCCCUUUGCUGUCUUUGAUUUCAGCUCUGGUGAUUCCAUGUAUGGCUCUUGUCAUUGUCCGUCUCGGUGUGAAGCUCCGAAAGAUAUCUAACAAGGCCCAACUUACCAUUGCUGCUCUCUCAGCGUAUCUCAAUGAGGUCCUCCCUGCAAUUCUUUUUGUGAAAGCAAACAAUGCUGAGUUGUGUGAGAAUGCUAGGUUUAGGAAGUUUGCCUACGCUGACCUCUCUGCACAUUUGGAAAAGAAGAAGAUGAAGGCGCUUAUUCCUCAGAUAACACAGAUUAUAUAUUUUGGAGUGUUGUUUGUGUUGUGUGCUGGUUCACUGGUGUUUUCUCGCGGCACUUUUGACAGCUGUGACGUGGUUUCAUUUGUAACGGCAUUGGUUUUUCUAGUUGAGCCAAUUCAGGGUGUUGGAAAAGCAUACAAUGAGUUGAAGCAAGGAGAACCAGCUAUUGAACGCUUGUUUGAAUUGACCAGGUUCAAAUCGAUGAUAAAGGAGAAACCAGAUGCUGUUGAUUUAGACCGCGUUACAGGAGAGGUCAAAUUUUGUGAUGUAUCAUUUAAAUACGGGGACAAUAUGCCUUAUGUUUUGAAUGGAUUGAAUCUGCAUAUUAAAGCUGGAGAGACAGUUGCUUUCAUUGGGCCCUCUGGAGGAGGAAAGACAACCCUUGCAAAACUACUUCUUCGACUUUAUGAUCCUGUAUCAGGUUGUAUACUUAUUGAUAACCACAGCAUCCAAGACGUCAAGUUGACAAGUUUAAGGAGACACGUUGGCCUCGUUUGUCAGGAUAUCACACUAUUUUCAGGAACAGUCGCUGAAAAUAUUGGGUAUAAGGAUCUCAUGACAAAUAUUGACAUGAAAAUGGUCGAGGAUGCAGCGAGAACUGCAAAUGCAGAUGAAUUUAUUAGAAACCUCCCUGAAGGGUAUGAAACCAAUAUAGGACCAAGAGGCUCAAGUUUGAGUGGAGGUCAGAAGCAAAGACUAGCUAUUGCAAGGGCACUCUAUCAGAAUUCUUCUAUAUUGAUUUUGGAUGAAGCCACUUCUGCUUUGGAUAGCAGGUCUGAGUUGUUGGUCCGAGAAGCUGUCCAACGCUUGAUGGAAAAUCAUACGGUCCUGGUGAUUGCCCAUCGGUUAGAAACGAUACUGAUGGCUAAACGAGUGUUCCUUUUAGGUGACGGAAAACUUGAAGAGGUAACUCGCUCGAGUCUCUUGGCUGGUCAGCAUGUGUCAUGGGGCUCGUGACCCGAUUACCAUGGCAACAAGCAGUGGCAUACACAUGGAUCAUGCCCAAGCGAGAUUUUCUGAUUUUGCGUUACAUACAGGAUUCCAGGUCGCUCUUUUCAACAAUAAUUCAGAAAAAUGGAAAGCAAAGGCACUCUGGCUAUGCAAUUCAAAUUACUUGUUUGUAAUAUAAACAACUUUCUCCAAAAAUAUCAAUCUAAUUAUAUUACCAAUGA